AUGGCGCCGCGAGACAACACAUCGAAAUCAAGGCAGGAUCCUUACUCACUUCAUGGUUCCGAUAAUCUUGGUAUGUUGAUCGUAACAAAUCUCCUUACUGGUAGCAACUUUUUGCCUUGGAAACGAUCGAUGAUGAUUGCUUUGGGAGCUAAAACCAAGCUCGGAUUCAUAAAUGGUGACAUAAAAAUGCCGGAUGUUGAUGAUGAUGAUUAUGCUGAUUGGAAAAAGGUAGAUUGGAUGGUGUUAUCCUGGAUCAUUAACUCGCUAUCGAAAGAAAUUUCAGAAUCCUUUUUGUAUGCUGAAACCGUGAAAGAAUUGUGGGAUGAUAUAUGUCAGCGCUUUGGAGAGAAUAAUGGACCUAUGAAAUACAAGGUUCAGAGAGAAAUAUCCACUCUGAGCCAAGGAAACAACACAAUUAUGGAGUAUUUCAAUAAAAUGAAAAAGCUUUGGGAUGAAUAUGCGUGUAUAGCUCCUUUGCAGGUCUGUGAUUGUGAAAAGGGAAAAGGUGUAGUGCAACAAGAUGCAGAAACAAAGUUAAUCCAGUUCUUGAUGGGGCUAAGUGAUGUUUAUGACAAUGUGAGAAAUCAGAUCAUGCUCAUUGAUCCUCUACCAACAGUAAAUAAAGCCUAUUCUAUGCUCCUCACAGCUGAGAGGCAAAGGAACAUUCAAACUGAGUAUGGUAGCAAGAUAGACAAUGCAUCAAUGGUAGCUAAGACAGGAUUUGGUAGGGGAAACUCCUUUGGGCAAGCCAGAGGAGCAACUGAAGGAAAAGGAUGGGAUUCUGCAGGGAGAGGUAAAGGAUUUCAAAGACUGAGCAGAGAAGAGAAAGCUAGACUCAUAUGUGAAAAGUGUGGUAUGAGAGGGCAUAACACAAGCACCUGUUUCAAAAUCCAUGGUAUACCAGACUGGUACAGAGAUAUGAAAGGAAAACAAGGGAAGAGUUAUGUAAAUGCAGCUGAGACAGCUCCUCUUAAGAGGAAUAAGGGCCAGAAAACCACCUACAUGGAAGUCAGACUACAUUUGUGA
This is a messenger RNA of Striga hermonthica, 1026 nucleotides long. NCBI's taxonomy places the organism in Eukaryota, Viridiplantae, Streptophyta, Magnoliopsida, Lamiales, Orobanchaceae. The record is from the annotation of a GenBank genome assembly.